This is a messenger RNA of Racocetra persica, 173 nucleotides long. The record is from the annotation of a GenBank genome assembly. NCBI's taxonomy places the organism in Eukaryota, Fungi, Glomeromycota, Glomeromycetes, Diversisporales, Gigasporaceae.
GUUUUGAAAAUACAGUGAAUCCUUCGAAUCUGGAUGGCAAUAAUGAAUGUCUUAUGAAAACUUCAGGAGAAUAUUUCCAAGAGCAAACUGGCGAUUUUUCAAAUAAUUACAUGCAAUCCGUAGAACAGGAAACGUCCUUUGUUUAUUUCAACGAUAAUGAAUUCUUAGAAUGA